This is a messenger RNA of Diachasmimorpha longicaudata, 3591 nucleotides long. RefSeq lists its product as uncharacterized. The record is from RefSeq and is a predicted model, not a curated record. NCBI's taxonomy places the organism in Eukaryota, Metazoa, Arthropoda, Insecta, Hymenoptera, Braconidae. Bases 1 to 3591 code for a protein of 1196 amino acids. The transcript is spliced from 4 exons. Gene Ontology annotation, molecular function: nucleic acid binding.
AUGGUCACUGCCAAGAUAAAGGUAAUGAAUAAUAAUAAUGAAUUCAUAAAUUGUCGCACGCUACUUGACAGCUGCUCUACUACGAACCUUAUCACAGAAAGGCUAGCUACAAUACUAGGUCUCCAUCGGAAAAAAUUUUUGGCAUCCAUUGGAGGAUUGCAUAAUCUACUAACAAAGACUCAGCAAAUAGUAACUACCACUAUAAAAUCGCGAAUCAAUGAUGAGAAAAGAAGAUUGACAUUUUUGAUCAUUCCCAGCAUCUCAGAGACUGUACCUAGCCAACCACUCGAUAGAGAGAAAAUAAAAAUACCAAAUCAUCUGAAACUUGCUGAUCCAGACUUCUUCUGUCCAGCACCAAUUGACAUGUUAAUAGGGACAGGGACCACUAUUGGACUUUUAGGAACUGAUAAGAUGCGAUUAUCUCCUAAAAAUCAACCAGAGCUCUAUUUAUUAAGAACUUCUCUGGGAUGGGUCAUCGGAGGGGGAGCACCCACUUCUAAUCCUAAACAAAAACAUUCAUGUCAUUUCACGACCACCAAGGCUUCAGAGUUCGAAUUGGCUAGAUUCUGCACUAUAAAAAUCACGUCACUCGCGAUUCCACAGGAAGAACUUGCUCAGCAGUACAAUGGAGUUCUCCAGGAAUACAUUGACCUAGGGCACAUGCAGGAAGUAAGUCCGUCUUCACUAGUCGACUACGGAUAUUAUUUACCACAUCACGCCGUGUUCAAGGAAGGCAGCCUCACGACAAAGGUUAGAGUAGUCUUUGAUGGGUCCGCCAAAACACAUACUGGAAUCUCGUUGAAUGAGACGCUGCAUGUUGGACCAACUAUUCAGGAGGACAUCUUUGCAUUGCUCAUACGAUUCCGCAUCCAUCAUUUUGCCGUGACUGCUGACAUUGAAAAAAUGUACAGGCAAGUUCUGGUGAGGCCAGAAGAUCGGAAGUACCAACGGAUUCUGUGGCGUAAUGAUGACGGUCCUGUACGAACCUUUCAACUCAAUACUGUGACUUUCGGCCUCUCAGCAGCACCAUAUCUAGCAAUUAGAUCAAUUCACCAGCUGGUUGAAGAUGACGGCCAUUUAUACCCAAUUGGCGCUCAAGCCUUGAAGAACGAUUGCUACGUAGACGACUUGAUAUCCGGAGCAGACACCAGGCAAGGAGCCAUCGCUAUCCAGCAAGAGGCCGAGUAUCUUGUCCAACGGGGAGGCUUCAAGCUUCGUCAAUGGGCCUCAAAUGACCCUUCACUGCUUCAAGAAGUCCCACCCGAUGAUAUCAAUCGCCAUUUACUAUUGGGAGAUUCCAAGACAUUGAAAACCUUGGGGCUCGGUUGGAACUCUACGAUGGACUCAAUCCAAUAUUUCGUGAAAUCUUCAACUGAUGUACAAAUAACGAAAAGAGUUAUCCUCUCCGAAACGGCAAAACUAUUCGAUCCACUAGGUCUGCUAUCACCUGUUGUCGUUAUAGCAAAGACAUUCAUCCAAAAACUCUGGGAGUUGAAGGUUCACUGGGACACACCACUGCCACCAGACAUUCAGGAGGAAUGGAGUAAUUAUUACAAGGAAUUACCACUUGUUCAAACCAUCAACUCCCCACGCAGAGUACGAAUAAAAGAAGCUAUUGAGCUGCAGCUCCAUGGAUUUUGCGAUGCUAGUGAAGUAGCAUAUGGGGCCUGUGUUUAUCUAAGAUCAAAGGACAAGGACGGGAAUGUUAUUGUCAGCCUUUUGUGUGCUAAGUCCAGGGUUGCUCCACUUAAAAGGCAAACAAUCCCACGGUUAGAAUUGUGCGGUGCCUUACUCCUAACGACUCUGGUUGACAAUUUGAAAACAUGUAUUCACCAUCGAAUUGACCGAAUCUGUUAUUGGACGGACUCUACUGUCGUUCUGCACUGGUUAAAUACUUCUUCAAAUAAAUUACCGGUAUUUGUAAGCAACAGAGUCAUGAAUAUUCAGGAAAAAACAAAUAUCAGCAAUUGGAAGCACGUGAGGACCCAUGAGAAUCCAGCAGAUCUGGUGUCUCGAGGACAGGUCCCCUCAGAGUUCAUAAAACCAUCACUUUGGCUGACGGGAGCUCCCUGGCUGGCAUCUGAGGAAACCACCUGGCCUGAUUUACAACUCCAAUUCUCAUCACCAGCGCCCGAAGAAAAGAAGCCGAAACCCAGACCAGCCAAGGUAUGCCUCGCUAUUUCUCAUAGCACUAAAGAGAAAAUCUCACGACAAGGCAACGCUCUUAUUUGGUAUUCAUCAAUGAAAAAACUCGAACGGAUAAUCGCACAUUGCCUCAGACUGAAAAAUCGCAAAACUGGUCCAAUGGCAGCUGAAGAAUUGGAGGCUGCUCUUCAGGCAAUUAUUUAUUGGGUACAACAAGAAACUUUCGCCCCGGUGAUCAAAGCAUUACGUCAAGAUGUUAAAUCUUCAACUCAACAAUCAGAAUUAGCAAAAUUCAACAAGCUCAGCCCCUUUCUGGACAAACGGGGACUCUUACGAGUUGGUGGUCGAUUGAGAAAUGCUUUUAUUCCAUUUUCCCAACGUCAUCCUCUCAUCUUGCCGAAACGUCACCAUGUUACAAGACUUAUCAUCGAAAAUGAACACAUCGAGCAUCUACACUCUGGAUCGCAGGCCACACUCUAUGCUACUCGUCGUCGAUUUUGGCCACUCGAUGGAAGAAAUGUAACUCGACAAAUUGUCCGCAGUUGCAUCAAAUGCAUUCGUCACAAGCCCCCGUCAAUUGAUUAUAUCAUGGGGAGCUUGCCAACGGCUCGUGUGACAGAAUCUCGUCCUUUCUCUAACGUCGGAGUCGAUUAUUGCGGACCUUUUUUCAUAAAGGAAAAGAAAAUCCGUAACAAGGGCCGAGUAAAGAUUUGGGUCGCAGUUUUUGUAUGCCUCGCCGUGAAGGCCGUACAUUUGGAAGUCGUCAGCGAUCUCUCCGCCGAAACAUUCAUUGGUGCCCUACGUCGAUUAGUCGCCCGGAGAGGUAUGUGCAUCAAUCUAUACUCUGAUAAUGGAACAAACUUCGUCGGAGCAAACAAUGAACUUACAGAAAUCUAUGCCUUUCUCAAGAAUGAAGAAAAUCAAGCCAAAAUUAAAAAUUACACUUCAUCCAAAUCAAUCCAAUGGUAUUUCAUACCACCUCAGUCACCACACUUUGGAGAAGGGGUUUUGAAUUCAAGGCCAAUUACACCAAUUUCAUCAGAUCCGAACGAUGUUAUUGCCCUCACGCCUGGACAUUUUUUGAUCGGCGACUCUUUAACGAAUCUUCGCGGCCCCAAUUUUUCACAAACUUCAACCAAUCGAUUAUCAUCCUGGCAACAUAUUCAGAAACUAAAACAGGAUUUUUGGAGUCGGUGGCACCGAGAGUAUAUCAGCGAACUAAGUCUACGAUCAAAAUGGGUUAAGGGAGAACACUUCAUCAAAGAAGGCACCAUAGUCCUAAUAAAGGAGGACAAUCUACCAGCACAACAAUGGGCCCUAGGCAGAGUGAUCCACGCUCAUCCAGGAAAGGACAACAUGCUUCGAACUGUGACAUUAAAAACAGCCAAGGGGAUAUUUGAUCGCAGCGUCAAGAAGCUCGCGCCCUUACUUUAUAACGAUGAAUAA